Carassius carassius (crucian carp) is the source of this 1061-nucleotide messenger RNA. RefSeq names its product MOB kinase activator 2a (gene mob2a). The record is from RefSeq and is a predicted model, not a curated record. Gene Ontology annotation, biological process: positive regulation of protein phosphorylation; signal transduction. NCBI's taxonomy places the organism in Eukaryota, Metazoa, Chordata, Actinopteri, Cypriniformes, Cyprinidae. Bases 231 to 1007 code for a protein of 258 amino acids. Gene Ontology annotation, molecular function: protein kinase activator activity. The transcript has 7 exons. Gene Ontology annotation, cellular component: nucleus; cytoplasm.
GGGUCUCGUGGUUGAGGCCAACCUAAAGUAUAUCAUUAUGACUAUUUUUAGCUCUUCCAGAUAUGUCUUGGGAAACAGCUAAAACUUAUCUUAUAGAAGGAUCCUCUGAGCUUUCACUGUUUGGAAGAAGAUAAAUGAAUGGAAGUUGGUGCAGCUUACUGUAACAUACUGCUUCAGCAGCCUCAUAUUUUACAGUUCUGGAUUUAAUCGUCAAACUUUUAUCAACCAGAAUGAGGUUCAAACGGAACGGUUCGUACACCUUAAACAGCACUUCGGAUAUGCAUUCCCAGAAAACUCCCAGAAGCGGAUUAAGUUGCAAGAUGGUUCUUCAAGCUGUUGGUAAAGUUUUAAGGAAAUCCAAAACGAAGCCUAAUGGAAAGAAAGCUCCUGCUGAAGAAAAGAAGCACUACAUGGACCCAGAGUACACAAAAGUGCGGGUCAUGGACUUCGACCUGAAAGAUUUGGUGGCGCUACCCACCAAAGAGAUCGACCUCAACGAAUGGCUUGCCAGCAACACAACAACCUUCUUCAAUCUCAUAAAUCUGCAGUAUAGCACGAUCUCUGAGUUUUGCACUGGGGACACAUGUCAAGCCAUGACGGCCUGCAACACGAUAUACUACUGGUACGACGAGAGGGGGAAGAAGACGAAGUGCACAGCACCUCAGUAUGUCGACCUUGUUAUGACUUUCGUGCAGAAAUUAGUGACGGACGAAGAUAUCUUCCCCACGAAAUACGGCAAAGACUUCCCCAACUCGUUCGAGUCUCUGGUGAAGAAGGUCUGCCGGUAUCUGUUUCACGUCUUGGCUCACAUCUACUGGGUUCACUUUAAAGAGACCGUGGCUCUGGAGCUGCAGGGACACUUGAACACACUGUACGCACAUUUCAUCGUCUUCGUCAGAGAGUUCAACCUGGUGGAGCCCAAGGAGACCUGCAUCAUGGACGACCUGUCGGAGGUGCUGUGCGCCCCCCUGCCGCCCCAUUCACACAACCACGUGACCGAGAGAUGAGCCUCCAACUCCAGGAAGACCACAAAACGUGCAAGGCCUCCUUGGAAGGGCCCU